Annulohypoxylon truncatum is the source of this 865-nucleotide messenger RNA. RefSeq lists its product as uncharacterized. Bases 191 to 775 code for a protein of 194 amino acids. The transcript is spliced from 2 exons. NCBI's taxonomy places the organism in Eukaryota, Fungi, Ascomycota, Sordariomycetes, Xylariales, Hypoxylaceae. The record is from RefSeq and is a predicted model, not a curated record.
AGUAUGCAAACACCCUCCCGAGCCAACCAACGUCUUUUACUUUCGCUGCCACAUCAUCCCCAAAAGCGGGGUCGUUUUCAUAGCCUGGGGAUCUCCAUGGCGAAAGUGUGCACCCUUCUAAUAUAUUAUCUAUAGACAUAUCAAUACCAGGCCUAGGCAAUUCAUCUUUACUCUAGCGUCACCUCGAAUAAUGACUAUCACCGAGAGUGCAGAAAUUCCGGAUCUACAGGCUCUCCAGGAAGGGCUAGCAGAGUGCGAGUCUACAGGAAAUAGCGGCUUCGAAUUCAUUGCUACUCAUAUGGGAUGGAAUCCAUCCUCGGGCUAUACGCAAACCCCUAGCGGAGCUAAGACGCAAUUUCCUUUAUACAACGAUUGCACCGUUGUCAUACCUAAGGGGAGAGUAAUGUUCGACGAUGACGAACGGAUCUUCUCUGUUACCAACACUGCUGUGCGGGUGCAAGGGUCCAAGACACUAGUUGUGUAUGGAGACAGUACAGUGGCGUGGAAUCCCUCACCAUGUUGCUGGGACGAAAGCAUCUGCAGUUUGUGCAGUUUGGCGCCGCAGGGGCAAUGUAGAAGACUUGGGAUCGGCAAUGUCAGGGAAAGGAAAGAAGAGAAUCCAAGCUGGUGGAGAAAGCUUGGUAAGCGAGCAGGGUUCUUGAAGACUUCAAAAGACGAAGAGGCCUUGAUCAAAUUUGAUUACCAUCAGUCCCUCUUUGACAGAUUACCUAAAGGCCAGGUAUUUCUGGCUGAUGGCAUGGUAGUCCAAUACUGAUUAUCCCAACUCAGGUUAAGUAGGUAGGUAGUCUUAUAGAUACCUCAUCUUAUAGUAUAAUACCUAUAAAAAUCUAAAGUACCUUUUCGA